AUGGCCGUCUACACGUUCUACAUCUUCGACCGCCACACCGAGUGUGUCUACGUCAAAUCAUGGGCACCGCCCGACCAAGAAGCCCCCGCGCCCGCCAUCUCCACCAGCUCAGACGACGCCAAGCUCGUCUUCGGAACCGUCUUCUCCCUCCGCAACAUGGCCCGCAAGCUCGGCGGCGACGACGACGCCUUCAUCAGCUACCGGACGGGCCAGUACAAGCUGCACUUUUACGAGACGCCCGCGAACCUGCGCUUUGUCAUGAUUACGGAUACCGCGUCGGCGAGCAUGCGGAAUGUGCUGCAUCAGAUCUAUAUCAACCUAUGGGUGGAAUAUGGUAUAUGA
Molecule: messenger RNA, 342 nt
Organism: Trichoderma gamsii
Lineage: Eukaryota; Fungi; Ascomycota; Sordariomycetes; Hypocreales; Hypocreaceae
Exons: 2
Coding region: 1-342 (113 amino acids)
Biological process (GO): endoplasmic reticulum to Golgi vesicle-mediated transport
Cellular component (GO): TRAPP complex
Source: RefSeq, a predicted model, not a curated record